ACAUUACUUCGAAGAGCCUUCCAGGGCUUUUUUUGGUCCCUGCGCCCAGGAUGGAGCAAUCUAAUGGACAACCCGGUCAUUUCAUAGAACUUGCCUGGAACGAGGACCGGGGAGGGUAGGAGCCCUGAUUUCACCCUGUGUGCAAACAUCAGAAUGGCAGGCCCAGGCGAGGGCUGAGCUCCCGCGCGUGCGAAGCGCUGCGCAUCGACACCGCGUUUCAGCCGCGCGGUCACCGGGAGGACGCGCCCGGCGGGUGCUGAGGCUCCUUUGAAGUCGGAGGCCACUCGCUGGCCGCUCGUCCGACAGCAGCUGCGCAGCAGACACAGAAACCCGUGCAGGGAUGGCAACUCCUGAGGUAGUUAUAAGUAGCUGUAGCUCUCAGGAAGAGGAAAAUCGCUACACUUUGAACCAGAAUGCAUCACUAUCUGAGGAGCUUCUUUUAGAAGACCAGAUGAGGAGAAAACUCAAGUUUUUUUUCAUGAAUCCUUGUGAGAAGUUCUGGGCCCGAGGCAGAAAACCAUGGAAAUUUGCCAUACAAAUUCUGAAAAUUGCCACAGUGACCAUCCAGCUGGUUCUUUUUGGACUAAGUAACCAGAUGGUGGUAGCUUUCAAGGAAGAGAACACUAUAGCAUUCAAACAUCUCUUCCUCAAAGGAUACCUGGACCGUAUGGAUGACACCUAUGCAGUGUACACGCAAAGCGAAGUCUAUGAUCAGAUCAUCUUUGCAGUGAACCAGUACCUGCAACUACGCAAUGUCUCAGUUGGGAAUCAUGCCUACAAGAACAAGGGUACCAAGCACUCUGCUAUGGCAAUCUGCCAGCACUUCUACAAGCGAGGAAACAUCUUUCCUGGAAAUGACACCUUUGACAUUGAUCCAGAAAUCGAAACAGAGUGUUUCUUUGUGGAGCCUGAUGAAUCUUUUCAUAUUGGAAUGCUGGAAGAAAAUAAACUCAACUUAACACUGGACUUCCACAGGCUCCUGACAGUGGAGCUUCAGUUUAAACUGAAGGCCAUCAAUCUGCAGACGGUUCGUCACCAGGAGCUCCCUGACUGCUAUGACUUUACCCUGACUAUAACAUUUGACAACAAGGCUCACAGUGGAAGAAUUAAAAUAAGUUUAGAUAAUGAUAUUUCCAUUAGAGAAUGUAAGGACUGGCAUGUAUCUGGAUCAAUUCAGAAGAACACGCAUUACAUGAUGAUCUUUGACGCUUUUGUCAUUCUGACUUGCUUGUCUUCGCUGCUCCUCUGCGUUAGAUCUGUGAUUAGAGGACUUCAGCUUCAGCAGGAAUUCGUCAAGUUUUUUCUCCUCCAUUAUAAGAAGGAAGUUUCUGUUUCUGUUAAAAUGGAAUUUGUCAAUGGAUGGUACAUUAUGAUUAUUAUUAGUGACAUACUGACAGUCAUUGGUUCAAUUCUGAAAAUGGAAAUCCAAGCUAAGAGUCUCACGAGUUAUGAUGUCUGUAGCAUACUUCUCGGAACAUCUACCAUGCUUGUGUGGCUUGGAGUCAUCCGAUACCUGGGUUUCUUUGAGAAGUACAAUCUCCUCAUUCUGACCCUUCAGGCAGCGUUGCCCAAUGUUAUUAGGUUUUGCUGCUGUGCAGCUAUGAUUUAUUUAGGCUACUGCUUCUGUGGGUGGAUCGUGCUGGGGCCUUACCACGAGAAGUUCCGUUCUCUGAACAGGGUCUCUGAGUGCCUUUUUUCUUUGAUAAAUGGAGAUGAUAUGUUUGCCACAUUUGCAAAAAUGCAGCAAAAAAGUUACUUGGUCUGGCUGUUCAGCAGAAUUUAUCUCUACUCGUUCAUCAGCCUCUUUAUAUAUAUGAUUUUAAGCCUUUUCAUUGCACUGAUCACUGAUACAUAUGAAACGAUUAAGCACUAUCAACAAAAUGGCUUUCCAGAGACCGAACUUCGUACAUUUAUAUCAGAGUGCAAAGAUCUACCCAAUUCUGGAAAAUACAGACUAGAAGAUGACCCUCCAGCAUCUUUAUUCUGCUGUUGUAAAAAGUAGUUAAUCAGGUUGACCUGUGCUCUGGAGGAAUAUGUGAUGUGUACUGAGUUGGGGAAACUGUAUAGAGAUUUUAUAGUAUGUUCCAAUACUAUUGUUUUUAGCUAAUUAGAGCUAUCUAUAACUCACAAAGAACUGUGUUUAUAUUUUAAAAUAAUAUUUAGUAUAUUUCUGCUUUAUAUUGGGUUUAAAAUAGUAACUAAUUUUAUUGAGGGAAAAUAUUGGAUUAUUGUCCUUUCAUAUUUGUCAUUUUUUAGAAUGUGUUCUCUAAGCCCCUCUUUACUCUGGCUGUGUGGAUUGUGUCCUCAGUGAAAACAAUCGCUGGUGUGAGUGUAAUUUUGGACAAUUUGGUUCUGUUCCUGAAAGAGUGUGGAUAGUUACUGUAUGUCCAUUCUCACUGCAUUUAAUAAUCUCUUAAAAGAUAGAGUAAGAAACAACCAUCUCCAACUAACAGUGUACUAUUUAGUUCUGAAGGACAACUGCUCCUGGAUCCUGCUUUUAGUUCUGGAGAGGAUCAAGCAUUUUGAUAUUCACUUCUAAAUUUCUCUGCUCCUUCAGUGUUAAAGUACAGAGGUGAAAAGGUAUCUCUACAUAAAUGAAAAAGCAGUGAUACCAAAUGUAUAUCCAAUUAAGCAGUGAUUGUUUUAUUAGUGUUUCAGCAACUGUGUGUUAUACUGUGCCUUUCAUAAGUGCAUUCAGUCUCACAGCAAAGCAGUUUGUGGUCAGGAACUGUGGUUUCAUGGAACAAGGCUGUAUAAUGCAUGCAAAAAUUAUUUUGGACAAUUAUAUUCAAAAUUAAAGAUAAAUGAGAAAUGUGUGCCUCUUGUAGUUCACUGAUUGGAAAUUGCAGUGAUUUUACUUUGUGAAUAUUUAUUUUGUGUACUGUUUAUUCAGAUGAAGUUUAAUUUAAUGAUGUCAAUAAAAAUUUUUCUCAAAGCAAAUUCUUUCAAAAGGAAAUUGAUUUUUAGAUUUCUGGUUUUGUCUUAAGAGCUUAAUGAAACACUUUGUCUUAAGAGCUUAAUGAGACACUGAAAUCUUAUCACUUAGCCAUAGUAACAGCCAUAAUAAUGACUCCAAGUUUUGAAAUUCAGGUGUGAGUUUUAUAAGAGAUAUAAGCUAUUUUUAUAGUACCUGUAGCCUUUAAAAACUAAAAAAUCAAAACUUCUAAGUACUUGGGGGAAUUAGCUUUUAAGAUUUUUAGGACAUAUUUUUAGAAUGAACUAGGGUGCAGUGUAAACUUUUUUUUUUUGAUAUGGAGGAUUGAACUCAGGACCUUGUGCUUUCGAGGCAAGCAGCAGCACCACUGAGCUAAAUCCCCAGGCCCUGAGGGUGAACCUCAAAAUCAUGCUUAUUAUCUAGUGAGCCUUUUUUUUUUUUUGCUAAUUUUCCAAUUAACAGUAAUACUUUAGGGGACACAUGAGACCACUGAGCCAUCACUGGGCCUGGAGUUUUGCUUUGCUUUGAACUCACUAUGUUUCUUCUGUAAAAUUAGAGCUAAUAGUUUGGCACCUUCACAUCUCCUGAUUCUUUAUGCUUUCCUCAUGUGGCAGAAGUCUUAGAUAAUUCCAAGUCCUAACCUUUAGUAAUGGUGCCUGUUAUAGUUUAGAUCUAAAAUGUCCCCCCCAAUGCUCAUGUAUGGAAAGUGAGUGGAUCAUGGGCUUCUGGGCUGGAAGGGUAUAUCUCCUUCCCUGGCUCCUCCUCUCUUUCCCUCUCUCCACUUCCUGGCUUCCAUGGUUUGAGCACCUUUUCCUCCAUCAUGCCCCUCUGCCAUGCUGUUUCAGCCUUGGAGCCAGCCAACCAUGGGCUGAAACUGAUUCAGAUAACCUGCUCUUCCUUUAAUUCAGAUAAACCACUCCUCCUUUAAAUUGUGGGUGUUGAGUAUUGUCCAGUGAUGAGAAGAUGACUAAGUGCUUGUUGACAGUGCAUCUUGAUUGUCAACUUGAUAGGCUUGAGAGAUACCUAGGAAAUCACUAAAACACACUCCUGUCCUGGGAGCAUGACCUCGGGGACCAUCUCUGGUCCCUACCCUUUUCCUCCGUUCCAGGAACAGAGGGCUCCCUUUGUUGGGGCUACGCUAAAGAACUGUCCACAGGAUCAGGAUUUGGACUAGCCUUCUAGGGCCAGGGAUUUAGCUCAGUGGUGCUGCCGCCUGCUUCGCAAGUGCAAGGUCCUGAGUUCGAGCCCCAGUACCACAAAAAUAAAAACAAAACAUACUAGCCUUCUACUAGCCAGGAGAGGAAC
Molecule: messenger RNA, 4240 nt
Organism: Heterocephalus glaber (naked mole-rat)
Lineage: Eukaryota; Metazoa; Chordata; Mammalia; Rodentia; Bathyergidae
Gene: Mcoln3
Product: mucolipin TRP cation channel 3
Cellular component (GO): lysosomal membrane; plasma membrane
Molecular function (GO): NAADP-sensitive calcium-release channel activity
Source: RefSeq, a predicted model, not a curated record